Messenger RNA from Heterotrigona itama, 3904 nucleotides. The record is from the annotation of a GenBank genome assembly. Lineage: Eukaryota; Metazoa; Arthropoda; Insecta; Hymenoptera; Apidae.
AUGAAUAUUAUAAGGUUCUACAAAGUACCUGGUCUAAAAUCAGGCCAGUUAAAAAGCAAGUUCAAUAAUCUUAUUCAAAUAACAAAUCUGAUUAGUGGCUUAGAAACAGAAUUGUGUUACUACAUUGAAAUUAAAGAACCUUUAAGUGCAGAAGAAUUAAAAGUAUUAAAAUGGAUUUUAACUCCUCCUUUAGAGCCACAAAAUUUGAAGAAUUUUAGUGCAUUCAAUGAAAAAUCAAGCAACUGUCUUGUUAUUGAAAUUGGACCAAGGUUGAAUUUUUCUACAGCAUUUUGUAGCAAUGCUGUAUCAAUUUGUAGAUCUGUACAUUUAAACAAAAUAACAAGAAUUGAAGCAGUAACUAGAUAUUGCAUUACACAUAAUGGAUUACUUGAUAAAGAAGUUGAAGAUGCUAUAACAGAUGUAUUGUAUGACAAGAUGACUGAAUGCAGAUAUAUAAAAACGAUAGAAACUUUUGAUCAUGGAUUUAGACCGGAAGAUUGGUUUGAAGUUAAUAUUUUGGAAGAAGGGAGAACAGUAUUAGAAAAAGUGAAUUCUAAGUUAGGUUUGGCAUUUGAUAGUUGGGACUUAGAUUUCUAUACAGAUUUAUUUCUCAACAAAUUGAAGCGUAAUCCGACUAGUGUUGAGUGUUUUGAUUUAGCACAAUCUAAUAGUGAACAUAGUCGUCACUGGUUCUUCAAAGGUCGAAUGAUCAUCGAUGGCGAAGAGAUGAAACAAUCUUUAAUCGAUAUGAUCGUAAAGACGCAAAAUUAUUCUAAUCCAAAUAAUACAAUUAAAUUUAGCGAUAAUAGCAGUGCAAUUAAGGGUUUCCAUACAAAAGUUUUACGACCAAUGAGAACUCAUACAUGCAGUUCUUUCCAUUUACAAGAUGUAAAUCAUGAUCUGAUAUUCACUGCAGAGACUCAUAAUUUUCCAACUGGGGUUGCUCCAUUUAGUGUUAUUGCAAUUUAUAGUGGAGCUACGACUGGAACUGGAGGAAGACUGAGAGAUAUUCAAGGCAUUGGUAGGGGAGGAUAUUACAUUGCUGGAACAGCUGGUUAUUCUGUUGAUUACGAUUUGCCAUGGGAAGAGAAAGGUCUCCCAUAUCCUAAUAAUAUGGCUUCUCCGUUAGAGAUUAUAAUUGAAGCUAGUAAUGGAGCAUCUGAUUAUGGCAAUAAGUUUGGAGAGCCAGUUAUAUGUGGUUUUGUUCGUUCAUUUGGAAUGACGGAUGAAAUUGGUACGCGACGUGAAUGGAUUAAACCCAUAAUGUUUAGUGGAGGAUUAGGUACCAUGGAUGCCGAUAUGUCUCAAAAAAUUUUGCCAGAAAAAGGUGCAAGGUGAUAACAAAACGGAACUGGAUUUUGGAGCUGUACAAAGAGGCGAUCCUGAAAUGGAACAAAAAUUGAAUAGAGUUGUACGUGCUUGCAUUGAAAUGGGACAACAGAAUCCAAUACUUAGUAUACAUGACCAAGGAGCUGGAGGCAAUGGCAACGUUUUGAAAGAAUUAGUAGAACCCACGGGUGCAGUAAUCUUCACGAAGAAAUUUGAAUUGGGCGAUCCAAGCAUUAGUACAUUGGAAUUAUGGGGUGCCGAAUAUCAAGAAAAUGACGCAAUUCUUUGCAAAUCAGAGGACAAUAAUUUACUUAAAGAAAUAGCAGCGCGAGAGAAAUGUCCUAUCAAUUUCGUAGGGACUGUCACAGGAAAUGGAAAAAUCAUUCUUUCAGAAGAAGACGAUUGUGAUCCAUCGAAAUAUUUAAACGAGAAUUACGAGUUUAAAAAAAGGCAUCCAGUUGACUUGGAUUUAGAAUUAGUGCUUGGAAAAAUGCCUCAAAAGACUUUUAAUCUUCAAAGACAAGUGACUCAAUUACCUGCUAUUAAAUUACCAACAAACUUAUCCGUACAAGCUGUUCUAGAAAGAGUCCUACGAUUACCUUCGGUAGCAAGCAAACGAUAUUUAACUAACAAAGUUGAUCGUUGUGUUACUGGAUUAAUUGCACAGCAGCAGUGCGUUGGCCCUCUGCAUACUCCCCUUGCUGAUGUUGCUGUGACGGCAAUUUCUCAUUUUUCAACGGUUGGUAUAGCAACUUCUAUCGGAGAACAACCGAUAAAAGGUCUCAUAAAUCCAGUUGCUGGAGCCCGAAUGACCGUAGCAGAGGCAUUGAAUAAUUUAGUCUUUGCACACAUCUCCGAUAUUCAGGACGUUAAAUGCAGUGGAAAUUGGAUGUGGGCUGCUAAGUUACCUGGAGAAGGUGCAGCUUUAUACGAUGCAUGUUCUGCUAUGUGUUCAAUUAUGAAUGAAUUAGGAAUCGCAAUUGACGGAGGAAAGGAUUCUCUUAGCAUGGCUGCACGAAUUGGAAACAAUGUUGUUAAAGCGCCGGGUACGCUUGUGGUUUCUUGCUACGCUCCUUGUCCCGAUAUCCGACAAGUGAUAACACCUGAUUUAAAAGCUCCUAUAGCUGGAAAAAAUGGUUACAUACUAUUUGUAGAUUUAUCAAAUGGAAAAAGUCGAGUUAGUGGCACAGCUUUGGCUCAAGUUUAUAAUUCCCUUGGAAACGACGUUCCGGAUGUAGAAUGCACUAAUAUGUUAAAGAACACUUUCAAAGCUAUCCAACGUUUAAUUGCAGAGGAAAAAAUAUUAGCAGGUCACGAUAUUAGCGAUGGUGGACUCAUUACGUGCUUGCUUGAAAUGUGUUUUGCUGGUAUAUCUGGAAUAAACGUGAAUAUUUCUCACAAAACAGGAUCCCCUAUUGAAAUAUUAUUUACUGAAGAAAUUGGAUGGAUAUUAGAAAUUGAUCAAAUGAAUUACAAUCACGUUUUGAAUGUAUUUAAUCAAUUCAAUAUUCCUAUAUAUUUAAUUGGGCGAUCAGAAGGAUUUGGAUUGUCAUCGAAAAUAAAAGUUCAUGUACAAGAGAAGGUUGUUCUGGAUUCAACAGUGUUACCGCUAAUGAAUUUGUGGGAAGAAACAAGUUAUCAAUUAGAAUGUCGACAAACGAAUUUUGAAUGUGCACUCGAAGAAUUCAGUGGAUUAAAAGAUAGAACUGCACCAUUUUAUAAAUUAACAUUUAAUCCUGACAUUAGACCAACUGCGAUUUAUAAAAAUUUGUUUUCAACCAUUGCAGUUGCUGUAAUAAGAGAGGAAGGUAUAAACGGCGAUAGAGAAAUGGCUGCAUCUUUGAUGGAUGCUGGUUUCGAAGUUUGGGAUGUUACAAUGCAAGACUUGUUACAAGAUAAAGUUACAUUCGAUAGAUUCAGAGGAAUAAUAUUUCCUGGUGGUUUCAGUUAUGCAGAUGUUUUGGGUUCUGCUAAAGGAUGGGCUGCUAGUCUUUUAUUUCAUUCAUCUCUCCAGAAACAAUUAAAAACAUUUAUUUCUCGGGAAGAUACAUUUAGUUUAGGAGUCUGCAAUGGAUGCCAAUUAAUGUCUUUGUUAGGAUUGAUAGGAGAUAAAAAUAAUGAUACCGAAGAAUUGGACGUUUUUCUAAAUCAUAAUGUGUCGGAAAGAUUUGAAUGCCGUUGGAGUACCGUUAAAAUUGAUAAAUCAUCAUCGAUCAUGUUAAACGGAAUGGAAAACAGUGUUUUAGGUGUAUGGAUCGCUCACGGCGAAGGACGGUUCACAUUUAGAAAUAAUGACGUUUUACAAAAACUAAAAGAAAGUCAUUGUUUGGCUAUUAAGUAUACUGAUGAUUAUGGUAAUCCAACUGAACGUUACCCACUUAAUCCUAAUGGAAGUACAGAGGGUAUUGCUGGUAUUUGCUCGGUGGAUGGACGACACUUAGCAAUAAUGCCACAUCCUGAACGAUGUACAAAAAUGUGGCAAUGGCCUUGGACGCCCAAUGAUUGGAAAUAUACCAUUUCACCGUGGCAACGCAUUUUCGAUAAUGCGUACACGUGGUGCGUAACAAAGGAUUAG